Aureobasidium subglaciale EXF-2481 is the source of this 1376-nucleotide messenger RNA. RefSeq names its product glycoside hydrolase family 10 protein. Gene Ontology annotation, molecular function: hydrolase activity, hydrolyzing O-glycosyl compounds. The coding region runs from base 75 to 1376 and encodes 433 amino acids. The transcript has 3 exons. Lineage: Eukaryota; Fungi; Ascomycota; Dothideomycetes; Dothideales; Saccotheciaceae. The record is from RefSeq and is a predicted model, not a curated record. Gene Ontology annotation, biological process: carbohydrate metabolic process.
UGUUGCUGUUACACUCAUCACCAAGCGAGAAUCUGCCAUUUGCCUUUUGUCACCCCACAGUUUCUACCCUUGAAAUGUCUAUCCGAUCUUUGCUCAGCUUGGGCUUGUUGGCUACUCCUCUGGUCUCUGCAUUGCCAGCUGCGGAUUGGAAGGCUACUUCCUGCAGCACCAGCACUUCCCACUCGACCUCGCACUCGACUUCCCAUUCCACUUCUCAUUCUAGCUCGCACUCCUCCACUCAUACUUCCACCCACACCUCAGCAAAGACUUCUGCUGUUGUGACUACAACCACCAGCUCUGCUUCCAACACUGCGCAGACCACGACCUUAUUGGCCACAGCCACUGGACCAAAGGGCUUGAACGACUAUGCCAAAAAGGCUGGAAAGCUCUACUUUGGCACCGCAGCAGAUGUGCCUGGAACAAACGAGACAACCGACAAGUACUACAGAGCAGAACUCGCCAACAAGCAUGAUUGGGGUCAAGUCACCCCUGCCAAUGCCAUGAAAUGGGUCUUUACAGAGCCCGAACAAGGCGUCUUCAACUACACCGAAGCAGAGAUCUUCCUCGCCGACGCAGCCUCUGACGGAAAACUUGUCCGCUGCCACAACCUGAACUGGUACAAUCAACUUCCCAACUGGCUCACUCAAGGUACAUGGACAAACGAGACCCUAACAAAAGUCCUCGAAAACCACGUCACAAACCUGGUAGAAUACUUUGGCGAUCGUUGCUACGCCUGGGAUGUUGUAAACGAAGCCUUCAGUGACAGUGGCACUACUGGAUCUCUUGCUGACAACACGACUUGGAGAUCUGAUCUCUGGUACAACACCAUUGGACCUGGAUAUGUUGCCGUGGCAUUCAAAGCCGCCGAAAAGGCCGUAAAAGCAAAGAAGCUGAAGGUCAAGCUUUACUACAACGAUUACAAUAUUGAGAAUGCAGGCGCCAAAUCUAGUGCUGCUCAAGCGCUUGUCAAGAGUUUGAAGGCUCAGAAUAUCCAGAUUGAUGGUGUGGGUUUGCAGUCGCAUUUCAUUGUUGGAGAGACUCCUUCUAGAGCUGCUCAGUCUUCAAACAUGCAGGCUUUCGCUGCAUUGGGUGUGGAUGUCGCAAUUACUGAGUUGGAUAUCCGUACUACUGUUCCUGCUACUGCUGCGGAACAGCAACAGCAAGUUGUCGAUUAUGCCAGCUCUGUUGGUGCAUGCGCCGACGUGGACGCCUGUGUUGGUGUCACUGCCUGGGACUUUGAUGACGCUUACAGUUGGAUCCCUUCGACUUUCCCUGGUCAAGGAUAUGGAGAUUUGUUUUUCCAGCCUGGAGGUUACAACACACCUCUUGUCCGCAAGGCAGCUUAUGAUGGUUGCAUUCAGGGUCUUACCAGCUAG